Messenger RNA from Mycetomoellerius zeteki, 3689 nucleotides. RefSeq names its product GTP cyclohydrolase punch (gene Pu). Gene Ontology annotation, molecular function: GTP cyclohydrolase I activity. The coding region runs from base 268 to 2685 and encodes 805 amino acids. NCBI's taxonomy places the organism in Eukaryota, Metazoa, Arthropoda, Insecta, Hymenoptera, Formicidae. The record is from RefSeq and is a predicted model, not a curated record. Gene Ontology annotation, cellular component: lipid droplet; plasma membrane; mitochondrion. The transcript is spliced from 15 exons. Gene Ontology annotation, biological process: tetrahydrofolate biosynthetic process; glycolipid biosynthetic process.
UUCGAUGUAAAUCGAACCGUGUAAAUGAUACGUAAAGAGUAAAGUACACCUCUUUCUAACGCGCAGUUUCCUCCAGCAUUGUGUAAUGCCAUUUUUGUCGUCAGUUGACUGUCGAUUGUCGAUAUCUAUAGAUAGCCACACCCAUGUGUCCAUGUGCACAAGCAGUGCAAGCGUGAUUCGUCUCGUAGAAAAACAUACUUUUUCGAGGAGAAAACUCGAUUCGUUCAGUUGUUAAUUUGCUUCAAUUGAUAAUUUUAUUACACAAAAAUGGCAGAUGAGCGUUUAGAUAUAGUAAUAUUUGGCGCCACUGGAUAUACUGGAAAAUAUGUAGUGAAAAAUGCAACUCAUGUGUACAAGGAUCAUAAAAUGAAGUUUGGUAUUGCUGGUCGUAGGAAAGAAGCUUUAGACGCAGUUGUUAAGGAAUUUGCCUCAGAUAUUGAGGAUGUGCCUAUUAUUCUGGCUGACAUAAAAGAUGAGGAAUCUCUUAAGAAAAUGACAGAGCGAGCAAAGAUACUUAUCAAUUGUUGCGGUCCAUACAGAUUUUAUGGAGAACCAGUUAUCAAAACGUGCAUUGCUACUCGUACUCAUUAUGUUGAUGUCACUGGUGAAGAACAGUUUAUGAUUGAAAUGCAAUUAAAAUAUAACGAAGCAGCAAAAGAAGCUGGGGUCUACAUAGUAAGCGCUUGCGGUUUUGACUGUAUUCCUAGUGAUUUAGGAAUCAUUUUUACGCAACAGAAAUUUGAAGGAGAAGUCAAUGCUAUUGAAAUAUACAUGAACGUGUGGUCAAGCACUACUGAUAAGAAAGGUCCGUUAUUCAAUUAUGCAACUUGGGAAUCUGUAGUACACAGUCUGGCUCAUGUAAAAGAAAUACCGGCAUUACGCAAAAAAUUAUACCCUACCAAAUUGCCUGAAUUCACACCGAAAUUAAAAUCAAGUGUACUGCACCGAAGCGAUGUUUCUGAAGGAUGGUCCACACCAUUUCCGAGUGCCGAUCGUUCAGUAGCUCUUCGUACACAGCGAUUCUUAUAUGACAAGUAUAAAGAGAGGCCUGCGCAAGUUCAAUUUUAUGUUACAAUGAAGUCUUUUUUCGAAUUCCUGAUGAUGGCCAUUGUCGGUAUGCUUUUGUUAGUUUUGUCUCGCACAGCAUGCGGUCGUAAUUUACUUCUAAAAUAUCCAGCUCUAUUUUCGUUCGGUUUCGUAAGUCACGAGAGCCCGAAUCCAGAAAUGCUGAAAUCGACACAUUUUUCUAUUACGUUCAAAGCUAGUGGAUGGACUGAAAAAUUGGCUGAACCUACCGAUAAACACACAGAUCCACCUAAUAAGAAAGUAAUCACCAGAGUCUCUGGUGAGUCUCCCGCAUAUGAGAUGACUAGUAUAGCAGUGAUCUUAUCGGCAACAACAAUUCUUAACGAAACUGACAAAAUGCCUGACAAUGGAGGAGUACUUACUCCCGGGGCAGCGUUCAGGAAAACAUCUCUGAUCGAGCAACUGAUGAAACAUAAUAUUAAAUUCGAAGUGAUAUCGCAUACCGAGAAGAAAGGAUUUGGAAACUCUCUUCAAUUACUCGUUUCUGCAAGGAAUGUAGGAAGCAUGUCGCCAAGAAUCGAGUUCUUCUACUAUGAAUUCUCUGAUAUUGAGUGGCAAAAAGACAUAGGCAUGCAGGAGCAAAAAGUAUCGAGGCCAACUUGGAUGGAUGAAAGGGACAUGGAUGGAUCAAUACAAAGUACAAAAGAAAAGGAGGAAAUCCAAGAGAAUAAAAGGCACGAUUCUAUUAAUUCCCCCGAUGCACUCAAUCUCAAAGAUCAGGCGAUUCUGAGUCCUGCAAACUGCAAAAUCAUUCCCGCAUUGUCGAUCAUCAAUAUCGACGUCGGAAGAUUGUCAAUCAUGAACGGAGUAUCUAGCAAAUGCGCGAAGUUAAAGAUGUACGAUGGCGAAGAUGACAACUCGAUAAUGAUCAAGAAACCUUUACCAUUGAGGGCGAUUUCGUGGAGUGAUAACAUCGAAGAAACCGAUUUAGACGUUCCCGGAACACCCAGAACACCACGUACGUCCACGACAAAAGGCCACGAAAAAUGUAUGUUUCAUCACGAUUUGGAGUUGGACCAUCGACCACCCACACGGGAAUCGAUGAUACCGGAAAUGUCUCGAAGUUACAAGCUGCUCCUGAGUUCGUUGGGCGAAAAUCCGGAACGACAGGGACUUCUGAAAACGCCGGAACGCGCCGCGAAGGCCAUGCUUUUUUUCACGAAAGGAUACGAUCAGAGUCUCGAUGACAUAAUUAACGACGCGAUAUUUGAUGAGGAUCACGACGAGAUGGUAGUAGUAAAAGACAUCGAGAUGUUUUCCAUGUGCGAACAUCAUUUGGUACCAUUCUACGGCAAGGUGUCGAUCGGUUACCUUCCUUGCAAGAAGGUAUUAGGCCUCAGCAAACUCGCCAGAAUCGUGGAGAUCUUCAGCAGACGACUCCAGCUGCAGGAACGACUCACGAAGCAAAUUGCGAUAGCGGUCACAAAGGCUGUGCAACCUGCAGGAGUAGCCGUCGUGAUUGAGGGAGUGCAUAUGUGCAUGGUGAUGAGGGGUGUGCAGAAGAUCAACAGCAAAACAGUGACCUCAACGAUGCUGGGCGUGUUUCGGGACGAUCCGAAGACCCGCGAGGAGUUUCUGAACCUGGUGCAUAACAAGUAAACGGUCGAGUCGCGGUGUCAUUAUCGUCGGCCACCGUGGGACCACUAGAUUUCAACACCCCGACUACUCUCCGACAUCCGAUCGCUAUCUCGUUGCGAAGCCCUCGCCCACAGGACUUCGGGAUCGUUGUCGUAAAAGUCGUCCCACCCAUACAUUCCAUUUCUUAAAAAACAAAAUCAUACACACAUACGUCGACUUCAACGACGGUUCCACGUGCCUCUCUCAUCAUAAAUACGAUAGAGAAAGUUUAAGGGCGAUCGCUUUUAGGGACCAAGAUAGCGCGAUAGCGGAUAAUGGAGACGAUGCUCGACACGUGUCCCACGCUGAUAAGGACGCGCCCAAACUGCGGAUCGAGUGACAUUGACAAUAGCGACGACUAUGACACGUCGUGGUCAUCCACGAAGACGCUCGCACAUUUCGAAAUGACUAUGACGCGGAUGGCUCACGAGCGAUUUAUCGCGUCGCGAUGAAGACGGCGAGCGACGUGCAUUCCGGCGCAAAGGGACAGCGAAAAAAAAAUAGCGGUUUAAUUCGAAGACGAAUUUUUAUUCAAUGCGAUAAAACGUUUGGGAACAGGAAAUUGCUGCUGGAUCAGCGACACUCCUGUCGUAAAGUCCACGUUCGCUGCACCUUUGACCGAGCGAGUUUGUCGCUUAUGAAGGAGCUUUUUAGGAAAUUUUUCAACGAAAGCUCCCGUUGAUCGCAAACUUACACGAUAGUCAACGCGCUUCUCAUGACAAUAAAUUAUACAUCCCAUAGAUUAGUGAAUUCUUUUGAAGAGAUUGCGCUCGAACUUUCGACUGUUUGCGUCAACUGUGUGGGCUUUCGAAACUUAAGGCCUACAUAUAAAAAUUUAAGACGUAAGAUUUAAGCAGUAAGGAAAUCAAUAUGUUGGAUUCGCUACUGCUUACGUUAGGCUAGGUCCACAACCUUGCUUUAAAAGGCCGUAAAGCCAUAAGCUUUAAGUUGUAAGUGACGAUAUAUCGGCCACAGAACUUAUGCUU